This is a messenger RNA of Colletotrichum spaethianum, 804 nucleotides long. RefSeq names its product DNA mismatch repair protein MSH5. Gene Ontology annotation, molecular function: ATP binding; mismatched DNA binding; ATP-dependent DNA damage sensor activity. The coding region runs from base 1 to 804 and encodes 267 amino acids. Gene Ontology annotation, cellular component: nucleus. Gene Ontology annotation, biological process: chiasma assembly; mismatch repair. The transcript has a single exon. Lineage: Eukaryota; Fungi; Ascomycota; Sordariomycetes; Glomerellales; Glomerellaceae. The record is from RefSeq and is a predicted model, not a curated record.
AUGCUCAUCGUCACAGGACCUAAUCACUCUGGGAAGAGUGUAUACAUCAAGCAAGUCGCCUUGAUUGUUUACCUGGCCCAUAUAGGCAGCUUUGUGCCCGCCGCUUGCGCUACCAUCGGCAUCACUGAUCGGAUUCUAACUCGCAUCUCGACAAGAGAAAGCGUGUCGCUAGCAGAGAGCUCUUAUGGCACUGACCUGAAGCAAGUUGCAUUCCUGUUGAAGUACGCCACCCGCCGUACUCUGAUUGCAAUAGACGAGUUUGGCAAGGGAACAGCAGCCGACGAUGAGUGCGGACUCAUGACUGCUCUCAUUGAUCAUUUCGCCAUUCUCGGCUCACAGACUCCCAAAAUUCUCAUGACAACGCACUGUCAUGAGAUUUUUGAAGGGGGUCAACUGGAGAGUCGACCAGAGAUAUUUCUUACACACAUGAACGUCCGCCUUGACCUCGAGACAGAGCACAUGGAAGACCAGGUAGUCUUUCUUUACCAACUGGUUCCUGGAAGAAGCAUGUCGAGUUUCGGCAGUAGAUGUGCAGCUCUAAAUGGGGUUGAUGCCGCAGUGGUAGAACGAGCUGAGGCAAUCAUGCUCCUCCUGUCUCGGAACGAGGACCUCGGGGCGGCAUGUGCUAAGCUGGAUUUUCAAGACGAGGCCCGGCUUGAAGAAGCUGAAAAAGUCGCCCGUGGGUUUCUCCAGCUCUCUCUGGGGCAUCCCAGUGUAACUCAACCGCAGCAUGGGACGAACGAUGAUAAGGACACCAUUCGGACGACUCUAAAGGAGCUCUUAACCUCGAAUGUCAGCAGCUGA